Penaeus vannamei (Pacific white shrimp) is the source of this 703-nucleotide messenger RNA. NCBI's taxonomy places the organism in Eukaryota, Metazoa, Arthropoda, Malacostraca, Decapoda, Penaeidae. The record is from RefSeq and is a predicted model, not a curated record.
UUGUCUUUCACUCACAUGCUACUAUUUCCCUUUCAGGUGGAUGGAAAAACAAUAAAGGCACAGAUCUGGGAUACUGCAGGCCAAGAGCGGUAUCGAGCCAUCACUUCAGCUUACUAUAGGGGUGCUGUGGGUGCUUUACUGGUAUAUGAUAUUGCCAAGCUACUCACUUACACUAAUGUAGAACGUUGGCUGAAAGAGCUCAGAGAUCAUGCAGAUCAGAAUAUUGUCAUCAUGCUUGUAGGUAACAAAUCUGACUUGCGUCACCUGCGGUCAGUUCCCACAGAAGAGGCCAAGGCAUUUGCAGAAAAGGAGGGACUGUCCUUCAUUGAGACCUCGGCUCUUGACUCCACUAAUGUAGAGACGGCCUUCCAUAACAUUCUUACAGAAAUUUACAGGAUUGUCUCCCAGAAGCAAAUUCGUGAUCCUCAUGACCAUGAUGACAGUCCAACAGCUGAUGUUAAGGCUAUUCACGUGGAACCAACUGUAAAUGCCGAGAGUGUGCGCAGGCAAUGUUGUCAACAGUAGGGAGAGACUCAUCUCCUCUCGUCUGGAAGUUUGGGCACAGGAAAUCUACCGCAUUGUGUCGAGGCAGCAACUCCCCGAAAGUGGUACCAUGGAACCCCCAGGCGGCAACUCCUUCACUGUGGAGCCCACCGAACCGCCAAGUGGAUCCUCCUCCAACAACUGCUGCGCCCGCUAACCC